Messenger RNA from Candidula unifasciata, 906 nucleotides. The record is from the annotation of a GenBank genome assembly. NCBI's taxonomy places the organism in Eukaryota, Metazoa, Mollusca, Gastropoda, Stylommatophora, Geomitridae.
AUGCGGUCAAGUGGCAGAAACCAUUUGUCGUUGCUCGGUGACAACGGUGUUGUUGCUGUACUGAUAGCUUUACAUGCACUACCUUCGGCGGAGGGGUACAAGCAUGUCGUGUUUAUGCAUGGACUAUUUUCAGGGGCCGUGGAAUUUACUCACUUCAAUGAUCUUAUACAAAACUACCAUCCCGGGACGCCCACUACACUGGUUAACUCUUUCGCUUCAAUGGACAGUUUGACCCGAUUAACGAAACAAGUGGAGACAAUCGCAGCCCUGCUUGCACCAGUUCUCACAAACAAGUCCUCAGAUGGGACCAUUCUCAUCUGUUACUCGCAAGGCGGACUGAUCUGUCGAGGACUACUGGCCUUGGUUCAACACAACGUGGACACGUUCAUUAGUUUAAGUUCCCCACUGGCUGGACAAUAUGGAGACACGGAAUACCUCAAGGUCCUAUUUCCAAAGUACGUCAAGAAACACAUGUACAAGUUGUUUUACACAUCGAUCGGACAACAGCUAUCUAUUGCAAAUUAUUGGAAUGAUCCACACCAGCAGGCCUUGUACGAGAAGUUCUCGGAUUUCUUGGCCAUUCUCAAUAACCAGUCCAGGACGGCGAGUGCAAACAGCCAUGAGUACCGAAACAACUUUCUCAGGUUGAAGAACUUAGUUCUUGUGGGCGGUCCAGACGAUGAAGUUAUCUCCCCUUGGCAAUCCAGCCAAUUCGGCAUGUACAACACUACAGAGCGGGUUCUGCCCAUGGAACAACAAAAGUGGUACCAGAAUGAUGCCUUCGGACUAAAAAACCUAAAUGAACGGGGAGCAGUCCAUAUGCACGUUUUCCCAGGAAUCCGCCACAACAGUUGGCCUCAUGACGAAAAUGUGUUUACCACUUGCAUCAAGCCUUGGCUGACAUAG